CUGAGUUCAAUGCUAAAUUAGACUCUGAGUGAGUCUCACUGAACACUUCUUACUCACAUGAGACACAAUUACUGCGGGAGUUUUCAGAGCAGAGACGGGCAUAAACUAGACUGACACUUACAAACUGCAAAGGACUGCAAACAAUAUGCCUGUAGAAACAUUAUCAAUCAGGAAUAGCUCUGCCAUUGGCCGCUUCCCAGCCGGUACUCUUCCGCUGGAGGAUCCGGAAAAGGUGAAGCUAGAGAAGCCGAAGACAAAGUGGUCAUGUGGCACAUGGUUCCGCCAGUGCUGCCUCUGCUGCUGCCGCCGCAAAACAACAGAUGCUGGCACCACAAAUGGAGCUACAGAAACCACUGAGAUGCCAGAGACAGGUACCUUACUAGAAGUGCGUUCUGUAGACCUUCUCAAAUCCAACAACGGACAGAACCGACUGGAGCAUCAUACAGAUCGCUACCGCAGCGAAAACCUCAUUAUCCGCAGAGGCCAGACCUUUCAGAUGUUGAUUGAGCUCUCGCGACCUUUCAACCCCAAGACAGAUAAACUUAACUUAGAUUUGAAACUAGGUAAUCUCCCAGAUGUGUCCAAAGGCACACAUGUGAUUGUUCCUUUGGUUGAGGAUCUGCAGGAUAGCUGCUGGGAGUCCAAGAUAGUUGAACAGAAAGGCAAAAGUAUCAAACUGUCUGUCAACUCUCACCCAGCUGCUCCUAUUGGCAAAUACAGGCUCAGUGUUGCGACACGUUCCCCGACGGGCGAGGCCAUGACACCGUACAGUCCCGAGAAUGACAUCUACAUGCUGUUCAACCCCUGGUGUGAAGACGACUCUGUGUACAUGGAUAAUGAGGAAGAGAGGAAAGAGUAUGUUUUAAAUGACAUGGGAAUAAUCUAUUACGGAACUGACAGCCAGAUCGGAGACAGGCCGUGGAAUUUUGGCCAGUUUGAUAAGAACAUCCUUCCUGCAUGUCUGUUUUUGCUGGAGCGCAGUGGUGCGCCAGCAUCAGGAUGGGGAGAUCCUGUCAGCGUGGUCAGGCUUUUGUCUGCAAUGGUUAACGCUCCUGAUGACAGCGGUGUGUUGAUAGGCAACUGGUCAGGUACGUAUGAUGAUGGCAUGGCUCCCACGUUCUGGAGUGGCAGUAGUGACAUCCUGAGACAGUACUACGAAAAUGGAGGAACACCGGUCAAAUACGGACAGUGCUGGGUCUUCUCUGGGGUCACCACCUCAGUGAUGAGGUGUUUAGGGAUUCCCACCCGGAGUGUCACAAACUUCGAGUCUGCUCAUGACACAGAUGUUUCCUUGACAACAGAUAUCUAUUUAGAUGAGAAUUAUGAGCCGAUUGAGGAGCUUAAUCGAGAUUCUGUUUGGAACUUCCAUGUGUGGAAUGACUGCUGGAUGGCCCGCCCAGAUCUACCCACGGGUAUGGGGGGGUGGCAAGUAGUAGAUGCCACCCCUCAAGAGACCAGUCAGGGCGUUUUUCGCUGUGGUCCCGCUUCUGUCGCAGCUGUCCGGAAUGGACAAGUUUACCUCAAGCAUGACACACCGUUUGUAUUUGCAGAGGUAAACAGUGAUAAAAUCUACUGGCAGCGGACUACUGAUGGCACCUUCAUUCCCGUCCAAGUUAAGAAGAAAGCAGUAGGUCACUGCAUCAGCACUAAAGCAGUUGGCUCUGAUCAACGCGAGGACAUCACACACCUCUACAAACACCCAGAAGAUUCAGAGGAAGAACGCAUUGCUGUGGAAACAGCCUGUCAGUAUGGCUCUAAAUCAGGGAUCUACGAUGUCUCCAGUGCUGAUGACGUCACCCUCCAAAUCACCAUGGAUGGAGAAGAACCUCAGCUUGGUGCAGAUGCUAAACUGGCCAUCACGGUAAAGAACACAAGUGCAGAACAGCGCACUUUCAAUCUCCACGGCCAGGUGGCUGUUAUGUACUAUACUGGAGUGUAUAAAGCUACAGUGAAGAAAGACCAGAUACCUGUCGAUCUCCAACCCAAUGAAGCUGAGACUGUGGAGUGGUGUCUGUCCUAUGAUCACUAUAAAGACCAGCUGGUGGACCAGGCCAUGCUGAUGCUCACACUCACUGGACGGGUCACUCAGACCAAACAGGUUCUGGCUACCCAGUUUCGCUUCAGACUGCGCACACCAGACAUAGUCAUCAAAACUGAUGGGGACGCUGUAGUUGGCAAAGAGUUGAAGGCUACGAUCGUUUUCCGGAAUCCUCUUCAGCGCGCACUGAAGAAUGUGAAGUUUCGCUUUGAAGGUCUGGGAUUGCAGAGUGUCAGAGAGGUUUCCUAUGGAAAUAUAGAACGCUUGGCCACGGUGACUCUGACGGAGAAGUUUGUUCCUUUGGAGGCUGGGCCACAGAAACUUCUAGCCUCACUUGACUGCCGUCAGCUACCUCAGGUGCAUGGAGUCGCCAACAUCGUUGUCAAAGCAAAUUGAAUAAUAUCUUCAAGAGGACAAAGCUGCACUGCACUGGAACUUCAGUGGCUCUGAAUUUCAUUUGGAUGAUCUCCAUCCAGGACAUUCUUUUCUAGCCAUGUUUGAAGACUUUUUUUUUCUAGAAAAUGCCUUAAGAAUGUGAGAAUGUCUUUUUGCUCCAAAAUUUCAAGGCAUUACAUAAUACUUGAAACAUAUGAGACCAAACAGCUGAAUUUUGAAUAGUGUAGUACAAUAACCACCUAUUCGUGUUUUAAAAGGCUUAAUUUAACAAUUCAGAAUAUAAUUUAUUUUUGUUACAUGGAUUCAGCAUGAACUUGUGUUGCUUUAAGACACUGUUUUUCAUAUUUAAUUUAUUUGUCCCAAUAUUUUUGAUUUAUUUAUAGACUUUGAAGACAUAAAAAUCAUGUUGAGAAUCACAUGCUUAAUAACAAUAUGCACAAAACACUUGAUUCUUCGUUACAUGAACAAGACGUCUACACUUUAUCUCACAACCGACAAAGAGUGAGCAUUGAAACAUUACUUAAUUUGUAGAAUGUGUUUUGGGGCAUGUAAAUAGAAAAAAAUAUAUUUUAAAUAUAUAUUAAUAAAUAUGUAAUAUAUUA
This is a messenger RNA of Ctenopharyngodon idella (grass carp), 3036 nucleotides long. RefSeq names its product transglutaminase 1, K polypeptide (gene tgm1). Bases 146 to 2434 code for a protein of 762 amino acids. Gene Ontology annotation, molecular function: protein-glutamine gamma-glutamyltransferase activity. Gene Ontology annotation, biological process: peptide cross-linking. The record is from RefSeq and is a predicted model, not a curated record. NCBI's taxonomy places the organism in Eukaryota, Metazoa, Chordata, Actinopteri, Cypriniformes, Xenocyprididae. The transcript has 14 exons.